AUGGAGCGGCACCGGCUCCAGGGCACCCCGCCCGGGACGAGGGUUUGCCUCCUCGAGGACUGGUGCACCCCCGCGGAGGAGGAGUACCUCUUGGGUCGCGUGUAUCGCCCCUCGGGUACGGCGUGUGACCCGUGGCAGCGGGUAUCGGGGAGGAAGGUCCAGGUCCACGGCGGCGAGGUGCACGAGAAGGGGAUGAUCCCCCGACAACUCCCCGAGUGGUUGGGUAAAAUGCUGAAAUCCGUCCGCGAGACGUGCGGCGACGACAUGUUUCCCAUAAACGUCCAGCUGAACCACGCGCUGGUGAACGAAUACGAGGUGGGCGGCGGCAUCAUGCCCCACCAGGACGGGCCUCUCUACUUUCCAGCCGUGGCGAUCGUGUCGCUGGGCGCAACCGCGGUGAUGAGGUUCACGCCGCACGUGAGCCAGGACGACGUAGGUGCCGAGGAAAGUGCAGAGACAUCAUCUUCGAUGGCACCCUUCGGCGUGUGGCUGCCCAGGCGGAGUCUGCUGUUCUUCGACGGCGCCGCGUAUACGCAUUGUCUUCACGGCAUCGACGGCGUGGCUGAGGACGUUUUAGACGAAUCGGUGGUGAACUGGAGAAGCGCGGUGGAUCGGUGCGGGGAUGCGAGGAAGCGGGAGGGGACGAGGGUGUCGGUGACGUGCCGCAACGUGCUAAAGGUUAGGAAGUUGCUGAUGUUCAAGUAG
Micromonas commoda is the source of this 705-nucleotide messenger RNA. RefSeq lists its product with no specific name. The record is from RefSeq and is a predicted model, not a curated record. Bases 1 to 705 code for a protein of 234 amino acids. The transcript has a single exon. Lineage: Eukaryota; Viridiplantae; Chlorophyta; Mamiellophyceae; Mamiellales; Mamiellaceae.